GGGAGGGACGAAGGGAGGAAGUUCACAGUUAGUUCCACAGGACUGGGGCUGUCGCAGGCAACUCUCUGCAGCUGGAGGUCGGGCCAGUGAAAAAGUUCUAACCAGCGGGUGCAGCGGAGCAAGGGAGGGAUCUGCAAACUGCCGCCCCACAGAGACUUUACUGUAGCCAGGGCAGACAGACAGACAGACAGAGGCAGAGAGACAGACAGAGGCAGAGAGAGACACACACAGAGAACAAGAGAGAGAAAGCAGCGCUCCCGUGGACUAACACAGACAUGUCCGGCAGAUCUUGGCCCUGGCUAUGCCUUCUCUCCAUCCUCCUCGGGCUCGUUGGACCAGCCGCUGCCGUCGGGCUGCCCUGGGAUCAGCGCUCGGUUGUGACAGUAUGUGCAAAGGGAUACUUCCUCAGUGAUUUGAACAACUGCCUACCAUGUAACUGCAAAGGCCAUUCAGAAACCUGCGAAGACAUCACAGGCGUCUGCAUAGACUGUCAGGACAACACGUUGGGAGACUUCUGUGAGAUGUGUGAGGAGGGCUACAUGUCUGUUCCUUCUCCUAGUGGUCACCAUGCCUGUCGGCCCUGCGCAUGCCCUCUCUCCAUCCCCUCCAACAACUUCGCGCUGCACUGUGACAGAGGGAUCUCCGCCAUGCGCUGCACGUGCCAGGAGGGCUACAAUGGGCAUUUCUGCGAGAGGUGUGCUCCAGGCUACUAUGGCAACCCCAUGCUGAUUGGGAGCUCGUGUAAGAGGUGCGACUGUAACGGGAACUCCGACCCUAACCUUAUCUUCAACGAGUGUCACAACGUGACUGGCGUCUGUCAGAACUGCUGGGGCAACACCGCCGGCACCAGCUGCGAUAGGUGCGCUCCGGGUUUCCACGGCGACGCCGUCGGUGCCAAGGACUGCAGAGAGUGCGAGUGCAGCAAGUGUGGGACGGCCUCGUGCGACGACAGGACGGGGGUGUGUCACUGCAAGCCUGGGGUCACCGGCCGACUCUGUGACCAGUGUGAGGAGGGCCAGUCGGGGUUCUCCAGCUGCCAGGGCUGCAGGAGGUGUGAGUGUGGCCCAGCCGCCCUGCGCGUCACCUGCCACCCCCUGACACACAGCUGCCAGUGCAGCCCAGGAGCAGGCGGGCGCUACUGCGAACGCUGCCUCCCCGGACACUGGGACUACAAGCCCUCCGGCUGCCAGAAGUGUGACUGUACCAGCGGACACUGUGACACGCACACUGGAGAGUGUCUUCCGGAAGCUGCCACCGUCAACCUCUGCAACAUCAGUUGUGAUGAGUGUAUCUGGCACCUGAUUGGAGACUUGAGGCUGUCCAAUAAGAGCCUGGACCAGAUGAGGGUCAGUGUGUUGAACAUCUCCACAGGGGCGGCCGCCAACGACAGACUCAAGUACUACAACUACACUGCUCUGCGUCUGCAGAACCAGUUUGUGAACUGGAGGAACAAGUCUGCUCUGAUGAGGACCCAGACUGGCCUGCUGGAGGUGUCCACCCAGGCGCUGGUCUCUGACAUGAUCCAGCUGGCUAAGAUGGAGGAGGUGGUGAAGUCCUUGGAGGACCAUGUGGUUGAACAGACACUAAACAGCUUCACUCUGGCUGACAACCUGACCACAAACCUCAUCACGCUCAACGUACUCAUCGAAGACACGAUCCAUGACUUGGAACUGUACAGUGUGGAGCGGGAUCUGGACCCAGAGCUGGUGAGACAGAGCACAGCCACGGCUAAAGGCCUGCUGGCCUGGAUGAGGACCCUGGAUCUGUCCCCUCGGGGACCUAUUGCCACGGACGAGUCCACAGAGGCCCACGACCUCCUCAGACGAGUGCGGCAGAUGGAGAAAAAGCAGAUGGUCUUAGACGGCCGUGUGACCCCGGUGAGGGAAGUCUUGUCUCGCUUCACCACCAAGCUCUCGGAGGCCCAGGACCUCCUCCAGAGAGCUGUCAGCACCGUGCAGGAGACGGACGAUGCAAACAAGGCCAACAUGCUCAAAUACCAGAGAAACGAGGUCAAGCAGCAGAGGCUGAUGGAGGCGUAUGGGCUUGUGAAAGACACCUUGCAGAUGGCAGGCGUCCACAUCUCCAGCACAGAGCGGACCGUGGCUGAGGUGGAUGCCUUGGUCCAGAACGUGACAGAGUAUCAUGCCUCGAUCGAUGGAGCCAGACAGCUACUGACGGACAAGACGGAGAGGCUGUCUCUAGCCGACAGGGACCUGGUCCAGAGGGCCGACGACCACGCCGAGGAACUGAACAAGCUGUCUGACGAGCUGGAGGAAGAUCUCAGACGCAGUGACGCCAACGGAUUCGUCCAGAGGGCUUUGGAUGCUGCCAAUGUGUACAACAACAUAGUCAAGUACGUCUCUGACGCCAACAUCACCGGGCUGACCACUCUGGACUCAGCCAACAGAGCCGAGGACGCCAUCAACGGGAUCAACACACAGCUUGGGUUCUUGAAAACCCAAAGUGAAAACGUCUUUAAGGAAUCCGUUUCCCUGCAUUCGGAACAGAAAGAGGUGGAAGCUGACUUGUUGGACAAGCGUCAAUACAUCGAGGAGACUAAAGGGAUCAUGGAGGAGAACACCAGGAAAGUGACGGCAGCGAUGAUGGCACUCGACAGCAUUCAUAAAGACCGGACCGGCAAGCGUCUGGAGUUCACCCAGGAUGUGGCAGAGAAGACGCUGAACCGCUCGGUGGAGGUCCUGCAGACCAUCACCCCCAUCAGCCAGAAGGUGGAAGAGUGGGCCAUCAACAUGAGGAACCAGGACUACUCUACUGAGGCGUAUGACCACGUCAUGCUCUCUGCUGGGGAAGCAGUGGACAGCCUGACCGUGUUGGUUCCUGAGCUGCUGAAUAAGCUGAAGGUGGUGGAGGACAAGAAGCCCAUCAACAACGUGACCACCAACAUCAUGAGGAUCCGAGAGCUGAUCGCCCAGGCACGGAGCGUGGCCAAAAAGGUCCAAGUCUCCAUGAAGUUCAACGGUCAGUCGUCAGUGGAGGUGCAGCCACACACCAACGUGGAGGAUCUGAAGACGGUGACGGCCAUCAGCCUGUUCAUCAGAGUGGAUCCAGAUAAGGACCCCAUCGAGGAUCGCUUCAUCUUCUACUUAGGAGACAGAAAUGGCAAGAAGGACUACAUGGGUCUGGCCAUCAAGAACGACAACCUGGUGUACGUUUACAACCUGGGGGGAGAAGAUGUGGAGAUCCCCCUCAGCUCCAAGCCUGUCAGUCAGUGGCCUCCAGUGUUCAACCUCAUCAAAGUGGAGAGGCUGGGCCGACAUGGGAAAGUCUUCCUGACUGUGCCCAGUCAGACCUCCACUGACGAGCAGAAGUUCAUCCAGAAAGGAGAGGCCCCUGGCACCGACUCGCUGUUUGACCUCGACCCCAAAGACACGGUCUUCUUUGUGGGUGGCGUUCCUGCAGACGUCAAGCUUCCACCAGCUUUGAGUCUGGCUCCUUUUGUUGGUUGCAUUGAGCUGGGCUCUUUGAACAACGAUGUCAUCAGCCUAUACAACUUCAAACAGAUCCACAAAAUGGAUGUUGUUGCAUCUUCACCAUGUCCCAGGUACAAGCUGGCAUUCUCUCAGAGCCGGAUAGCUAGCUACCUCUUUGACGGGACUGGCUAUGCUCUCGUAAACAACAUGGAGCGGAGGGGCAAGUUUGGCAUCGUCAUCAGGUUUGACAUCGCUGUGCGGACAGUGGCCAACAAUGGUAUCCUGUUACUCAUGGUGAACGGGGCGGAUUUCUUCCUAUUGGAACUGAAGAACGGCCUCUUGAACCUCCAGUAUGACUUUGGCUUUAAAGGUGGUCCUGUCACACUGGACAGUACCUCACCCAAACUACAGAUUAACGACGCGCGAUACCACGAGGUAUCAGUGAUCUAUCACUACUCUAAGAAGAUCAUCCUACUGGUAGACAAGAGUCACGUGAAGUCCAUGGAAAAUGAGAAGAAGACCCUGCCCUUCUCUGACAUCUACAUCGGAGGGGCUCCCUCCCGCGUUCUCCUCUCCAGGAUGGAGCUGGGCGAUCUGGUGGGGCUGAGGGGUUGUGUCAAGGGCUUCCAGUUCCAGAAGAAAGACUUCAAUCUUCUGGAAGAGCCAGGCACCAUCGGCAUCAGCAGUGGCUGUCCUGAAGAGUCCUUCAUGUCUCGUAAGGCCUACUUCACUGGAGAGAGCUACCUGGGAUCAUCUGCCAAGUUCUCACCCUUUGACGCCUUUGAGGGAGGCCUCAACUUCAGGACCCUUCAACCCACAGGGCUCCUGUUUUACCUGAAAGAAGGGUCGGACGAGUUCAGCAUCUCACUGGAGAACGGGGGUGUGGUGUUGAACGCCCGAGGGACCCGAGUGAAGUCACACAAGAAGCAGUACGGCGACGGAAGAGCUCACUUCCUGGUGGCCUCGAUAUCCAAUGAAAAGUAUGAGCUGGUGGUGGAUGACAAGGACAAGCAUGAGAAGAAGCGUCCCUCCUCCGCGUCCUCCUCGGCAUCAGGUAUCAGGAGCUUCUACUUUGGAGGAUCUCCCAGCAGCGCUAGCAGCAUCAGGAACUUCACAGGCUGCAUCAGCUACGCCUACAUCAACAGACAGGACAGGGACAUUGAACCUGAGGACUUCCAGAAAUACACUGAGAACGUCCAGACGUCCCUGCAGGAGUGCCCAGUGGAGAGACCGCCUGCAGCUCUGCUCUCUAAACACAGCCAGAGCACCUCCAAGCCCAAACACAGUCAGGCCAGAAAGGUGGGCAGGGACGAGUCCAGCCACCCCCAAAGCAUGCUGGGAUUGAAGAGAGACGAGGAGGCGGAUCCUGAGAUGGAGGCCACGCCCUGUUACCUCUCCUCCAGGCCCCGUGCAUCUCUCCACGCCCACCGCUACGGCGGCACCGCCCACAGUCGGCAGGAGUACACCCACCUCCCCCCAUCCCUGUCAGAGAGGUCCCACUUCUCCCUGUCUCUGAAGACCCAGUCUUCCUUCGGCCUCAUCUUCUACGCGUCUGAUGAGAAGGAGGACAGCCACAUGGCUCUGUUCCUGGCCCAUGGGAAGCUGGUGUACACCUUCAACCAGGGCCAGCAGAGGGUCAAGCUCAGGAGUCAGGAGAAAUACAACGACGGCGCCUGGCACAAUGUUAUUUUUAUUCGUGACGGGAGUCUGGGCAGAUUAAUAAUUGAUGGUCUGACAGUGCUGGAGGACAGAGCCAAGGGAUCCAACAUCUCCUGGAAUGUCAGCAGCCCUCUCUACGUUGGAGGGGUUCCUCCAGGGAAGGCCUUGAGACACAUCCAGAGAAACUCUGCCGUCAGCUUCACUGGUUGUGUGAAGAGCCUUCAGCUGGACGGCCAGUGGCUGUCCUCCGUGUCCCAGAGCUUUGCCGUCACGCCCUGCUUCGAGGGGACUUCAGAGAAGGGGACGUACUUCUCUGCGGAGGGGGGAUAUGUCGUCCUGGAUGACACGUUCAACCUUGGGCUGAAGUUUGAGCUGGUGGUGGAGGUGCGCCCUCGUGUGGCGUCCGGGGUGCUACUGCAUGUGUACACAGCCGUGGAGGAAUACCUCACCAUGUACAUCCACAGAGGAACGGUGGUAGUGUUGGUGAACAACGGAAUGAGAGAGUUCUUCACCCAGGUGUCUCCCAGUCAGGGGUUGUGUGAUGGUGGCUGGCACAGGAUAACAGUGAUCCGAGAUGCCAAUGUUGUCCAGCUGGAUGUGGACUCGGAGGUCAACCAUGUCGUGGGACCUCUGAACCCCGGCGCCAUGGAUACCAGGACCCCUGUGUUCAUUGGUGGAGCUCCAGAAUCUCUCCUCCCAGAGGGCAUUGCUACCAAGAAGACCUUCACAGGCUGCAUGAGGAACCUGGUGGUCAACAACAGUGAAGUGAGCUUCACCAAAGCUGCCCUGGUCAGUGGAGCGGUCAGCGUGGGGUCCUGUCCAGCAGCCUAGUAGCUCUGGCACACCUGGAAACACCAACACCACCCAACCUCCACCCAAAUGGAAGUGACCAAAUACUCAAUAGCACGUUCUUGCCACUGCAAUAAAGCUUAAGCAUUAAAAUACUUGUUCCUUUUUAACCUUUUCGUCCUUGUGUCCAGUGACAGUUUAUUUUUUAGAUUUACCCACCAUGACCCAUAUAACCGACACUCCUAUAGAAAUCAGAUACACGUAAAAGACUGUCCAAACAUAAAUACCAUAUCAAUCUUUUUAAAUUAUAUUUUAUGUUUUUGGCGAAUCACUACAUUAAAGUUUUAGUUUAUGAUUAAGAGUUAAAUCUACAGGUUGCCAAAGGGUUACAUUUUCUUUUAUUAACAGUCAUAAGUCACACAGCCACAGAAGGGAGGUGGGUCUGUAAUACCAGUGAUGAGGCACAUGCACACAAGAAUACAACCCUUUUAUUAUCUCAAUGGCACAUCUGUAACAAAUUGUCUUUCUCACUCCUGCAGUCAACGUUUUUUAUAUAUAAAAUAUUCUGCUUAAUAAAGAUAAUCUAUAUGA
Hypomesus transpacificus is the source of this 6470-nucleotide messenger RNA. RefSeq names its product laminin, alpha 4 (gene lama4). The transcript is spliced from 40 exons. Gene Ontology annotation, molecular function: signaling receptor binding. NCBI's taxonomy places the organism in Eukaryota, Metazoa, Chordata, Actinopteri, Osmeriformes, Osmeridae. Gene Ontology annotation, biological process: regulation of embryonic development; cell adhesion; regulation of cell adhesion. The record is from RefSeq and is a predicted model, not a curated record. Bases 276 to 5921 code for a protein of 1881 amino acids.